UGCUAUUUAAUCAGAUGCGCAGUGACAGAUCGAGGGAGCUUAUAGCGGGGAGGUUCAGCUGGCAGCCCAGCCUGACACCUCUCUGUCUCUCUCUCUCGCUGUAUUUUUCACUAUACAGGCUGCAAGAGGAUGUAGUUGAGGCUGGGACUUUCCCAACCUUUAAGAAACAGUUAGACAGGUAAAUGGAUAGGACAGGUUUGGAGAGAUAUGGGCCAAACGCAGGCAGGUGGGACUAGUGUAGCUGGGACAUGUUGUGUAGGAAGGAACUGCAGAUGCUGGUUUAAACCGAAGAUAGCAGGAGUAACUCAGCGGGACAGGCAGCAUCUCUGGAGAGAAGGAAUGGGUGACGUUUCGGAUUGAGAUCCUUCAGACGUCAGACUUGACCUGAAACGUCACCCACUCCUUCUCUCCAGACUGUCCCGCUGAGUUACUCCAGCAUUUUGUGUCUAUUUUCGGUUUAAACCAGCAUCUGCAGUUCCUUCCUGUGUUUCUGUGUCUGGUUCAUACGCAGAGCGGUACAAACCGCCUUUAAGGCUGGCCGCAAUGUGAUAGCUACUGAAGCGAUCCCUGUACGAAGCUGUUCAUCUAGAGCUGUAGUAAUCAAACGCUGUCUGCACCCACCUGGGCCAGCCAGCAGUGGGAGAGCCUUGUGGUGAACGGAGCAGCUUUCAGAUCGGCUGAUAUAGACGGCACAAAGUGAAAUGACUGAAGCAAAAUAAUCUGUAUCAACCCAUUGCACUCAGGACAAAUCACUGCUCCAUCAACACAGCCCUGACAUCUCUGUCUGUGGGAUUCCUAGUUAUCUCAUCGGACGGUGAGAACACGCAAUGCUCCUGGAUAACCUGUGCUGCACAAAGCCCAGGUGACCAAGGCAAACACCCUGCGAUCUGACUACAAGAGAACCGAAGGGUGACACUACGAGGAGAGAGAGAGAGAGAGAGUCGGCAGCUGAAGAGAAAUCGCUGAUGGUCAAUGGAAUAUCUUGGACUGGCUGCUUCUUCUGAUCGCGGUUGUUGGCUCUUGGCCGUUGAUGUGAUCCAGGUGAUGGGUUUCCCCCCUGCAGGAGGUUGCGAGAUCGGGGCAUCUUGAGCAGAGAGGGUAAAAUGGGUAACAUGAGCGAUGACAGCUGCCACGUAGACUCCAGGCUGGACAGUCUCUUCCCGCCCACCUUGUACAUCUUCGUCAUUGUGAUCGGGCUCCCGACCAACUGCCUGGCUCUGUGGGCAGCAUACCUCCAGAUCAAACAGAAGAACGAGUUGGGGGUGUACCUUCUCAACCUGUCCAUCUCUGAUCUCCUCUAUAUCGCCACCCUGCCCCCUUGGAUCAAUUAUUUCUUACACCAGGACAACUGGAUCCUCGGACCAGAGUCCUGCAAACUCUUUGGCUUCAUCCUGUACACCAAUAUUUACAUCAGCAUAGCCUUCCUCAGUUGCAUCUCGGUUGACCGGUACCUGGCUGUGGCACACCCCCUGAGGUUCGCUAAGAUCCGGCGGGUGAAGACAGCAGUCGUCACCAGUGCCGUGGUGUGGACCAUCGAGAUCGGCGCCAACUCGGCGCCGCUCUUCCACAACGAGCUCUUUGAGGAUCGCUUCAACCACACCUUCUGCUUCGAGAAGUACCCCAUGGAGACGUGGGUGGCCCAAAUGAACCUCUACAGGGUCUUCGUUGGUUUCCUCUUCCCUUGGGUCCUCAUGCUCUUCUCCUACCAGGGCAUCCUCAAGGCAGUGAAGAGCAACCUGUCGACGGAGCAGGGGGAGAAGGUGAAGAUCAAGAGGUUGGCCCUCAGCCUCAUCGUCAUCUUGCUGCUCUGCUUUGCCCCCUACCACCUCAUCCUACUGCUGCGUAGCAUGGUCUACCUCAGCAGCCCGCAGGGAUGCAGCUUUGAGGAGAACAUUUUCAUGACCUACCAUGUCUCGUUGGCUCUCACCAGCCUCAACUGCGUGGCGGACCCCAUACUCUAUUGCCUGGUGAACGAGGGUGCCCGCAGUGACGUGACCAGGGGGCUGGCUCCGCUCCUCAAGUUCUUCACCAGCUCCAAGUCGACCGACAUCGCCCGCUCGGUCACUCUAGACACUCCCUUGUCCUCCAAAAAAUCCCAGUACUUAAACAUCGAGCUGGUGGUACUGAGGGAGGAUUGUAUACAGAUGAAGACUCUGAGUGUAUAAAAUCCAAGGGUUGUGGGA
This is a messenger RNA of Leucoraja erinaceus (little skate), 2183 nucleotides long. It is a transcript of the gene gpr4, whose product is annotated as G protein-coupled receptor 4. Gene Ontology annotation, biological process: G protein-coupled receptor signaling pathway. Bases 1104 to 2165 code for a protein of 353 amino acids. Lineage: Eukaryota; Metazoa; Chordata; Chondrichthyes; Rajiformes; Rajidae. The record is from RefSeq and is a predicted model, not a curated record. Gene Ontology annotation, cellular component: membrane. Gene Ontology annotation, molecular function: G protein-coupled receptor activity. The transcript has 2 exons.